Messenger RNA from Fomitopsis serialis, 2285 nucleotides. Its product is annotated as RTC4-like domain-containing protein. Bases 118 to 2097 code for a protein of 659 amino acids. The transcript has 5 exons. NCBI's taxonomy places the organism in Eukaryota, Fungi, Basidiomycota, Agaricomycetes, Polyporales, Fomitopsidaceae. The record is from RefSeq and is a predicted model, not a curated record.
GACAAUUUCCCUCCGCUGUCACCGCUUUCGUCGCCUCCAGCCAAGGGAAGUUCGCAAUCUCGAGGCAGUAAGGCCAAGUCAUCCUCGCAAAGGAGCCACGUAGCAAAGGGCACAGUGAUGUCAUCCGCCGAAAGCAGCACUGAAGUCGAGAUGGAGGACGACGAAGCGCUGCAACCGUUCCCAUUGCAGACGCAGCUCCUCGAGAGUAUUGGCUAUUCCCCUCCGAAGCGCUUGGAUGGACGGAGUAGCGACCUCGAAGAAGACGAAGCGUGGCGGGCACGCAAGAAGCGAAGAGCAGACCCCAGCGAAAGACUUGUUGACAUCUUGCGCGAUGACGACUCUGACUUCGACGAUGAGGAUAUGGUUCUGCUAGGAAGGGACGUCGACCCGCAUACACUCUGUCCGUGGUGCGACGAACGCCUCCCACUAGCGCCUUCACCCCAUCUUGAAUCUCUCAUCGUCACGGCCCGCGGUGCAUCCGUCCGCGAUGUUCGUCCGACCAAUCCGUUGGGCUUGCGUGCACCCCUAGGCAUGUUCGUCAGCGUCUGUCAGCGACAUCGGUUCGAAAGCCACCAGGUACCCAAGGCUCAAGCACGCGGCUGGCCCACGAACAUUGACUGGAACCGUGUUGCCCCGCGCGUGAAGGCGCUCAAGCCCCGAUUGCAGGAGAUCAUUGACGACGUCGACGAGGAGUUUCUGCCAGGUGCACACAGGGCAGAUGGCGCUGAGGAAGAUGAUGACAUCGAAAUAUGGGCCGAUAAACCGAGAAAGGGCAGUAUCUUCUGGCAAGACGUCGUGAAGAGCGUACGCAAGAGUGGGUCAAGGAAGACCGCCGGGGUUGCCGGCCAGCUCGCGAACUUCAGCAAGACACAGCCCGGCUACUAUGGCGAACUCGGAUACGUGAUCAUCCACCAGACCAUGUACGACAUGUUCCCGCCUGCGUCGUUUCCCCCCGACUCCACUCUUCCCCUGAAUCCGACUGACUUCAUUCAGCUCAUUCUCAUUCCCGAGGCCGCCGUCUCCUUGAUCAUGGAAGACAUGGGCCAGACGCGGGACGAGGCGAUCGUGACGCUGCGCGACAGCGCCGAAUAUGGCGUCGCAAUGUUCCCGGAUGACCAAGCCGAGGGUGCGAACGCGGUCGACCAGGGCGAACGGAUCAUCAUGAAGCGUGCUCAAGCACGGCGACGGGAGCUCGAAGUAGAAGACCGAAUAGAAAAGGAAAUGCUCCAGGCGUUACCAAAGGGCGCGGAGUCGUCGAACGGUCGCCCGAAGCCGAGACGAAGGGCCAAACUCGAUACUGUGGCCGCUCAACUCGAUAGCGAGAAGAGUGAUCUGGAAUUGGCAAUUUCCAAACCCUCCACGAGGAGCAAGGGCAAGGCGAGGAGCAAAGGUAGUCGUGACCACUCUGACUCCGAGGCCAGCGCGAUGGUCGUCGCAGCAACGUCCAGCGACGAACCUCCAAGCCCUCGCAGCAGAGACGGACCUGGUCGAGUACUGCGUUCCCAGUCUCGGGCGCGUAGUAUAACAGCGAGCUCUGACAUCGAGAUGGCCGUGUCGGAUGUCGCACCGUCUACCAGUGGGUCAACCCCCAAACCCAGGCCCAAGCCCAGACGAAAGCGGGCCGAAUGCUCUACUGCACAGAAGUUGACAGACCACUCGGACUUGGGAGAAACGGGAGCAGAUGGGAUCCACAGACCGCAGCAGCCACCGAGUCCGCGGCCAAUCCCAGAGGUACGUUGGGACAGCACUGGUCAAGCACAUGUCAGCAAUAGCAGAGCUGGGUCCAUUGUCGAUGAUGAUCGUACGCCAAGGGCGACCAAGAUAUCGCGGACGUCAUCCGAGGCGUCGAAGAAAAGCGACGUCUAUCCACUGCGAAGGGCGCGGGAAAGGCGAGAGAAGAGCUCGAGUGACAACUGGUCGCGUACCUUGCGGGAUGACGGUCGUUCUGGGGUUACAACGGAGGAUGACUCCGAAGGAUCCGCAUCUCGGUCUCGUAGGGCAAAGUCCUCUGCAAGCCAACCAGACAGGUCAACGACCGCUCAGGGCAACAAACCCCUUAAGUUUGGAUGGCUACUUAACGACCAAUCGUCAGAUUAAAGUGGGGCGCGUUGGGAAUGGUGCACCAAGAAGUCAUUCUCUUGACUCUGACGGUCAUCAUCGAGAGCCCUCUUCUCUAGACUAAUACCGUACUAUGAUACUGUUGGCAUACUGACCUAAAAUACACUUCGUGCUUAGCGUAAAGAUAAUUCCGCUCGAUCUAUUUCAACGAAUGCCCUGAAGUUGCG